AUGGCUUCCACGGUCUCCAAUCAGGAUUUUGAAGAUGGGCCAGCUACUACUGUCGAUGCGCCGCGCUUUACUCGCUUGCGCUCUAUCUGGAGAUCCGUUCCAUUCCAGAUCGCAAUCUGUUCCGGUGUCUCGUUCACUGCGCCUGGUAUGUGGGAUGCGAUGAACAACCUUGGAGCUGGUGGAGCUGCAGAGCCUUAUGCUGUGUCUGCGGCAAAUGCUCUUCUCUACGGCUUGUUCGCAGUUGUGUGUGUCGCGGCUGGUGCUAUCAACAACCGCAUCGGUCUUCGCUAUGGUUUGAUCAUUGGCGCGAUCGGCUACCCUAUCUAUGGCGCCGGUCUCUACACCAACAACUACCACCCGACAACUUGGUUCAUGCUCUUCGGUAGCGCACUCUGCGGUAUCUCGGCUGGAUUCUUCUGGGCGGCGGAGGCUGCAAUUAUUAUUGGAUACCCUACCCCUAAGGAUCGGGCUUUCUAUCUCGCUAUUUGGCAAACAGCCAAGGCUUUAGGUCCUAUCGUCGGUGGCGCAAUCAGCCUCGGCCUGAAUGCCCAGACUUCAGUACAGGGUACGAUCAGCCAAGGAACCUAUAUCGUCUUCAUCGUCAUCAUGUGCCUCGGUCUGCCUGUCGCAUUUUGCCUGAGCCCGGCGGAGAAAGUGCAGCGCAAGGAUCGCACCUUGGUUGUGGUCCACAAGAAGGAGUCUUGGGCAGCUGAGUUCCGGGCCGCGUUCAAGUUGAUUGCCACGCGCCGGGUCCUCCUGCUUUUGCCUUCUUUCUUCAUCAGUUACUUCUACAACGGCUUCCUCAGCACUUGGUUGACCGACUACUUCACCGUCCGCGCUCGCGCCUUCUCGUCAUUCUUCACCAACUUCGCCGGUAUCUUCUCUUCAUUCUUGAUUGCUGCCCUGCUUGAUCGGCAAUCGAUUUACAUCAAGACCCGCGCACGCAUUGCAUUCUUGACUAUCGUUAUUAUUCUCAUCGGAACUUGGAUCUGGGCUACAAUCCUGCAAUACCAGUUCUACUACGACCUACCGGAAUCCCCCGUCUUUGACUGGUUCAAGGGCGGCUUCGGGAAGUCGUACGCCUUGGUCUUCUUCUGGACCUUCGGCGGCCAAGCAUUUCAACAAUUCCUUUACUGGCUGGUGGGCCAGUACAGCACCGACAUCUCGUCUCUGUCUUAUCACUGCGGAAUUCUGCGAGGAUUUGAGGCUCUCGGUCAAACCGUUGCUUGGGCUAUGCAAUCCGAGGGUGGCGCAAACCACUUCGUCAGCAUUGGUCUCAACUUCGGAAUCACCAUCCUCUGCGUCGUUCCUACAUGGAUCGUUCUGUCGGAACUUGAGCACAGUCACGAGGUGCAAAUCGUUGCAGAAGAUGGUGCAAAAACCACUGAGGACAAUGCGCCAUAA
Molecule: messenger RNA, 1404 nt
Organism: Penicillium cinerascens
Lineage: Eukaryota; Fungi; Ascomycota; Eurotiomycetes; Eurotiales; Aspergillaceae
Exons: 3
Coding region: 1-1404 (467 amino acids)
Biological process (GO): transmembrane transport
Molecular function (GO): transmembrane transporter activity
Source: RefSeq, a predicted model, not a curated record